Mesorhabditis spiculigera is the source of this 786-nucleotide messenger RNA. NCBI's taxonomy places the organism in Eukaryota, Metazoa, Nematoda, Chromadorea, Rhabditida, Rhabditidae. The record is from the annotation of a GenBank genome assembly.
AUGAUGAACUGGCGCUUCGAGAACAUCAUAUCCUACUUUUUCGCCAACCCGAAGCGACAACAACGGCGACUUGAAGAGCGAAUGGCGGCGGCUUCAUUGGCUCUAUCAUCCCCAACUACCUCUGGCGAGCUCUCCUCCUCAACCCUACCCACCCCCGAGCUGGCCAACAAAAUUUCCGCAACGCCGAUCUGCCGGCCCUCGUCGUCAGAUCUCCCCGCAAUCGUCAACUUUUUAAUAGACCACUUUGUGCCAAAUGAACCGAUUCUGGCUAGUCUUCAAGUUUCAAACCGGGAGGAGCUCUCUCGGUUACUCGACGAUCUCGUUUCGGAUUCCCUGAGUUGUCCAGGGACGGUGGUGGCCAGAGAUGAGACACGAAACGAGGUCAUCGGCGUCUGCCUGGCCAGUCGACAUCAUCUAUUCGAUCAACAGUUGGAUCGUCUUUGCCGCUACUCCUUCACGGACAAGGGCCUGUCGAUUGCCGUCGAAUUUUUGAAAUAUGUUUUUAAUAGGGUCGACGUGGCUUAUCACCUGGAGGAGGCCGGCGUUUCAAAGCCCGUAUUCGUGGUGCUGGUCGGGGUCAAGCCCGAGUACCAAAAGGGUGGACUCGGAAAGAGGCUUCUCAAUGAGAGUCUCGACUCUGCGCGCAACUCGAGCGAUCGCUGCGAUUCGGCAUUCACCGUGUGCACUUCGGAGGGCGUGCAGCCGCUCUACCACCAACAUUUUCGCCAAGUGAUUUCGCGGCAAAUGUGCUUGGUCACCGAAUUAAUUGAGCACCAACAAAAUGAC